Bipolaris maydis ATCC 48331 is the source of this 1978-nucleotide messenger RNA. Lineage: Eukaryota; Fungi; Ascomycota; Dothideomycetes; Pleosporales; Pleosporaceae. The record is from RefSeq and is a predicted model, not a curated record.
GCCAGACGCAGACGCAGUCGACGUCACAGAAGCACGCCACGGACGGUGAACCACACACGCAAAAUGGCGAACCAGACGCUGGACCAGAUGGUCAAAGGCGCUCCGCCGCCCAGCACAAACGUAAACAAGCUCGCCGAGAGCAUGGAGAGAGACCCGCCGCCAUACUCGGCCUCGAUACUCGCACACGGCCCCCACGACGCAAACGACCGACUCCCUACCAUCAAGACCCCGCGACCGCCCGUCAUUAGCGACCCCACGGCCCUCCUUCCGUCGUCUCCGCCGCAGAUAUACUUGAAUCUCCUCAUCCUAGAAGCCAGUCUGCGCAGCCAGUACCUCACCCUCCGCGCGCGGCGCCGACAAAACACUUUUGUGCUUACGCUGCUGGCGGUAUGGAUAGGCUUCUGCUUUUACCUGCUGUGGCUACGGCCGCGAGAGGACGGCAAGGGAAUUGGUGGUUCACAAUACUGGCUGCUUGAUAUGUUGCAAAAGGUCGGCUUCAUCACGGGUGUGGUUACGGCCCUUUUGUUCUGGGCAACGGGACAAUGGGAGAGAGGAGUCCGAUGGCCACGACGCUGGAUUGGUGUUGCCAACCGCGGGCUGAGGGGAAUGAAUGCCAAGAUUGUCGUCAUAAGAGGGCCGUGGUGGAGAGAAUUGGUCGAGUGGGCGCACUUUGUUGUGCCCUUCUCCGGUGGCCUAUGGGGCGGAGAGACGGGAGGAAGCUCAUAUCACUUUAUCAAUGUUGCACAGGAGAACAAGCAUGCGUUGGACGGAGGCCGCCCACGACACCGUAUAGUCGAGGAUGGCAAGGAGUAUGCCGAGGAAGACAUUGCGCCUGGAGGAGACUACAUCAAGCUUCUUCUUUUACCGAAGCCAUUCACACCCGACUUCCGCCAAGAGUGGGAAGUCUACAGAAACGAAUACUGGGCCACCGAAAACGAGCGACGAGCCGAACUCCGCAAGCGCGUCCGCGCCCGCCAACGCGAAAUCGCCCGCGAAGAAGGCGGCUGGCUCUGGUGGACUGGCUGGCGCGGAUGGAAGCGUGCACGCGGCCUCAGCAGCCGCAGCGCCGACGUCGAGAAAUCCGGCCACCACACCCACGCCCACCACCGCACCCUCUCGCACACCGGCUCCUCCCGCAAGCGCCGCUCCAGCCUCCUCCAGCCAACCCGCAACAGAGACCGCUCCCACUCCCGCAGCUCCUCCCGCAGCAUCACCCCUACCACCACCGACCUCGACAUCGACGCCCGCCUCCGCCCCCUCGAAUCCCGCGAGCGCCGCUGGAGCAACGCCUCCAGCAGCACCACUGCGAGCCGCAAGUCGUCCCUCCGAUCCAGCUCUACGAUUAUCGCCCAAGGAACGGCGCAAUCCGCUCGUCAACCCCCCUCCCCUAUACAAAAGCAAUCAUCGACUUCGUCGAGACCGAGUACACCCAGUGAUGGCAAUGUACCUUCUUCUUGGCAGAGUAAACGAGCCAGUAUGCUGAGCAAUACGGAGAGUAUGAGCGAGUUGAGUGAGGAUCCGGGGUAUGAAGCGUCGGUUGGUGAAGGGAUGGGUAGAAGUGGUGGAGGGAGGAGGGGAAGUGGGAGGGCGGAAAGUGCAUGAUUUUCAUUUUUACCCUUUUUUUUCAUGUUUCCCUCCCUUUAUCAUCAUCAUCAUCGUCCUCAUCUUUUGAGAUUUUUUGAUGGGGGCGUCGUUUGAGAUUUGUGUUUCUUUUUUUUUGUACAGUUAUGAAAAGCGUUUUGUUUCCUUUGGAGAGAGAGAGAGAGAGAGGGAAAGAGAGAAAUUAUGUAGGUCUACAUGGGGCACUUAUGUUCUGGCAUGUUUUUUUUUUCACCAAAAUGAUAUCUUUUUUUCAUUCUUCUCUUAACUUUGUUUUUUUUUACUCUUCUGCAUAGUUUGGUAUCUUCAUCUAGCUACACAGAGUAUUGUACAAGAGAGUAGUUGUAGAAGGUGUUGUAGUGUUACAAUUCUUUUUUUU